AUGGAUGAUUUUGCAAUUGAUGAAAUAGACAUUUUGGAUGGAGAUGAAUCUGAAAAUUUGUUGGUACAUGAAGUAUUCAAUUUGCCGGUAGAUGAAGCAGAGAAGUGUAAUGGAAGUGAGACCUCAAAUGAUGUUGGUUUUGAGCCUCACGAAGGGAUGGAGUUCUCUAGUAAAGAAGCUGCAUAUGACUUCUACAAUGCGUAUGGAUAUGUGCUUGGGUUCAGUAUUGGUGUGAAUAGUGGUUACAAGAAUGCACAAGGUACCAUCACUUCAAUGAGAUUGGUUUGUAGUAAACAAGGGUUUAACAAGCAACACAAAUGUCAAUUGGAAGAGCCAUUUGAGGUGGCUGAGAGACCAAACUCAGGAACACCUGAAAAGUCAGUACCAGAAAGAAGAACUGGUUGUAAGGCUUCAUUUCAUGUUAGACUACAUGAAGGUGGAAAUUGGAAGGUAACAGGCUUCCACAAAGACCAUAAUCAUGAGUUUGUUGGUAGUACUCCAUCAAAAAAACGACAUCUUCGUUCUCACAAGACAAUUACAGCUAAGGAAAAGGCAGAUAUCAAGUUGUUAAGUGAGCAAAAUGUAUGUGCUACUCAAAUAAGAGAGUAUCUUGCAGCAAAGGCCGACGGUAAAGCAAACCUUCAUUAUGGUAAGAAAGAUGUUAACAAUCAGAUUUCAAAGGAGAAUAGAAGCUUAGUCGGGGUGGAUGUCAAUGCAAUGGUAGAUUACUUUAUACUAAGGCAACAAGGUGAUCCUGAGUUUUUCUUUGCUAUAGAACCCGAUGAAGACAAUUUUGCUAAAAAUAUUUUUUGGGUUGAUGGACGAUCAAGAAGGGCAUAUAAAGACUUAGGGGAUGUCACAACAUUUGAUACAACAUAUAACACCAACCAGUAUAGCAUGCCUAUGGCACCUUUCCUUGGUGUCAGUCCUCAUUGA
Oryza brachyantha (malo sina) is the source of this 936-nucleotide messenger RNA. Its product is annotated as protein FAR1-RELATED SEQUENCE 5-like. The coding region runs from base 1 to 936 and encodes 311 amino acids. Lineage: Eukaryota; Viridiplantae; Streptophyta; Magnoliopsida; Poales; Poaceae. The transcript has a single exon. The record is from RefSeq and is a predicted model, not a curated record.